Molecule: messenger RNA, 339 nt
Organism: Meloidogyne enterolobii
Lineage: Eukaryota; Metazoa; Nematoda; Chromadorea; Rhabditida; Meloidogynidae
Source: the annotation of a GenBank genome assembly
AUGUCUAGAGAACAUCUGAAACUACUAAAUACAGAAAGUACAAUUAAUUUUGAUCAAUUUGUGAGGGAUUAUUUGAAUGUUGGAGAGGUUCAAGGAAUUUAUUUUUACCCAAACAAGGAAUUGGCUAUUGCCACAUUACACCCAAACGCUGUAAUUAGUGGAAAAACGAUAUCCUCGCAUGGAGUGCCCAUUUCAACCUCAGAUAGACUGAUUUUUAAUUAUAGUCCAACACAAUUUGUUCACGCCGUUCGCGAUGUUGAACAGAAAUUAGGCGUUGACCAGAGGGAAAAUGUUCCAAUACUCGUUAAACAUACAAUGCCCACUGGAAGGUUUUUUUAA